Lagenorhynchus albirostris (white-beaked dolphin) is the source of this 1448-nucleotide messenger RNA. RefSeq names its product calcium binding protein 1 (gene CABP1). NCBI's taxonomy places the organism in Eukaryota, Metazoa, Chordata, Mammalia, Artiodactyla, Delphinidae. Gene Ontology annotation, molecular function: calcium ion binding. The record is from RefSeq and is a predicted model, not a curated record. The transcript is spliced from 7 exons. The coding region runs from base 1 to 1284 and encodes 427 amino acids.
AUGGGCGGCGGCGACGGGGCCGCAUUUAAGCGGCCGGGGGACGGCGCCCGCCUCCAGCGCGUCCUCGGGCUCGGCUCCCGCCGGGCGCCCCGCUCUCUGCCCGCCGGGGGCCCAGCGCCGCGCCGCACCGCGCCGCCCCCGCCGGGCCAUGCGAGCGCGGGCCCCGCCGCGAUGAGCUCGCACAUCGCUAAAAGCGAGUCCAAGACGUCGCUGCUGAAGGCGGCGGCGGCGAGCGGGGGCAGCCGGGCUGCCCGCCACGGCCCUGUCCGGGAGCCAGUGCUGUCCAGCCGCCGGCUGCCCGGCCCCUGCCCCGGCACGCCGCCGCCGUCCGGGGACCCCAGUUCGCGGAGGCCCCUGUGCCGGCCGGCGCCGCGAGAGGAGGGCGCGCGGGGGAGCCGGCGCGGGCUCCCCCAGGCGCACUGCAGGCCCCGGGAGGCGCCGCCGGCCGCGGCGUCCCGACCUUCGCCGCCGUCGCCGCUGCCGCCGGCCCGCGGGCGGGAUGGGGAGGAACGGGGGCUGUCCCCGGCGCUCGGCCUCCGGGGCUCUCUGCGAGCCCCGGGUCGCGGGGACUCAGCUCCAGCCGCCGCGUCCGAGGCAGACCCGUUCCUCCACCAGCUGCGCCCCAUGCUCAGCUCCGCCUUCGGCCAGAUGCGCCAGGAGGAGACCAGCUAUACGGUGGUGCAGACGAGUGAGGAGGGGCUGGCGGCCAGCGGCGAGCUCCCCGGACCGCUCCUGAUGCUGGCCCAGAACUGCGCCGUCAUGCACAACCUGCUGGGCCCAGCCUGCAUUUUCCUGCGUAAGGGCUUCGCGGAGAACAGGCAGCCUGACAGAUCACUGCGGCCAGAGGAGAUUGAAGAGCUCCGGGAGGCCUUCAGAGAGUUUGACAAAGACAAGGACGGCUACAUCAACUGCCGGGACCUGGGCAACUGCAUGCGCACCAUGGGCUACAUGCCUACCGAGAUGGAGCUUAUUGAGCUGUCUCAGCAGAUCAACAUGAACUUGGGUGGCCAUGUGGAUUUUGAUGACUUUGUGGAGCUAAUGGGACCUAAACUCCUGGCGGAGACGGCAGAUAUGAUUGGAGUAAAGGAACUGCGAGAUGCCUUCCGAGAGUUUGACACCAAUGGUGAUGGGGAGAUAAGUACCAGUGAGUUACGAGAGGCCAUGAGGAAACUCCUGGGUCAUCAGGUGGGACACCGAGACAUAGAGGAAAUUAUCCGAGAUGUGGACCUCAAUGGGGAUGGACGAGUGGACUUUGAAGAGUUUGUCCGGAUGAUGUCCCGCUGAGGCCGCCAGGGCCCCUCCAGGACUGCCAAGCUCCACGGGCGGGGAGAAGAGGAGCCGGAGCUCGCCUCAUCCCGCCGCCGCCGCCGCCGCCGCCCAGAGCCCGGGACGUACUGGCGGAUGGGGCCUGCCUGCACCCCGGGGAGGUGCCCACCCCGGACCCCCGC